AUGUUGUAUCAAGAUUAUGAUUAUGAUUCUGAUUCUCUGGCAGAGUCAGAGGGUGGAUGCCCUCCUGACCCCCUACCAUGUUUGGAGCUGUGUGACACGGACUCGUCCUGUCCCCAGGACCACAAGUGCUGUAGCACUGGCUGUGGCCACACUUGCCGUGGAGACAUUCUAGGAGGGCGCAAUGGCCAGUGUCCAAAAAUUUUGAUUGGACUGUGUAUCAUGGGCUGUGUGACUGAUGAUACCUGCCAAGUCGGAGAGAAGUGCUGCAAGUCAGGCUGUGGUCGCUUCUGUGUCCCUUCAGGUCUGCCCCUCAAACAGUCUGAACCCCAGUUGGGCCAUCAAGUUCAUGAAGCUGAGUCGGUGACCCUAGUGCAUUCAUUACCCUGAUUGGACCUGAGCUUCUUGGAAGACUCCAAGGAGCCCAUCCUGAUAGCCUGAUGGAUGCUGUCCUUAGACCUGUGAUAUGCACAGGGCCUCUCACUACCUUCUCUGCUUUUUUCUGCUUGGCUUCCGGACCUGCUGCUGCCCCAGUGCAGGAUACAUGAUCUUGGGGUUGGGUAGUGGUAUUAUGGGGUAUUAGUUUUACCCAAUAAAAUCUAGUGUGGCUACCACAAA
This is a messenger RNA of Suncus etruscus (white-toothed pygmy shrew), 615 nucleotides long. It is a transcript of the gene WFDC3, whose product is annotated as WAP four-disulfide core domain 3. Gene Ontology annotation, molecular function: peptidase inhibitor activity. The transcript has 4 exons. Bases 1 to 387 code for a protein of 128 amino acids. Gene Ontology annotation, biological process: antibacterial humoral response; innate immune response. The record is from RefSeq and is a predicted model, not a curated record. Gene Ontology annotation, cellular component: extracellular region. Lineage: Eukaryota; Metazoa; Chordata; Mammalia; Eulipotyphla; Soricidae.